GAAGAGUCGUAUUCGCCAGGUUUAGCAACCAGAGACUGAGUGUAUUCCCGGUGUAUUGAAUAACACCCGUCGAAAAUGCCGAACCCCAUCGUUUACUUCGACAUGACUGCCGGAGGAAGAUCGGUUGGCCGUAUUGAGAUGGAGCUUUACAAGGACAAAGUGCCGAAGACCGCAGAGAACUUCCGCCAAUUGUGUACCGGUGAGGCUGGUGUCGGCAAGUGCGGCAAGCCCCUCCACUACAAGGGCUCGACCUUCCAUCGCGUCAUCCCCGACUUCAUGUGCCAAGGUGGCGACUUCACCAAUGGUAACGGCACUGGCGGCGAGUCCAUCUACGGCACCAAGUUCGCGGACGAGAACUUUAGUGAGAAGCACACCGGUCCAGGCAUAUUGUCUAUGGCUAACGCUGGCCCCAACACCAACGGGUCACAGUUUUUCAUUUGCACGGUGUCGACUCCUUGGCUGGACGGCAAGCACGUUGUUUUCGGCCGCGUCAUCCGGGGCAUGGACGUGGUGAAGCAGCUGGAGGGUCAGGGCUCCUCCAGUGGCAAGACCCGGGUUCCUAUUGUCAUCGCCGAUUGCGGCCAGUUGGCGUAAAAGACUAAUGACAUGGACGAGAGUCGUACGAUUAUGCUGCUACGCUUUCCCUCAAUCGUGCAUUCUGUUCAGUGAAUGACGGGUCGGUGUGCAUCGUUCUUCCCGCACGAUGAAAAUAUUUGUUAUGCGCCCCGUUUCGGGUGUGAAGCAUGUGCUCGCCCGUAUUCGUUGGGGUUGGUCGUACUCGAUACUGCCGAGCCGAAUUUGUGGCGAUUGUCGGAGGCUUCUUCCUUCCAUUGACAAGAUGUGGGGCAGCCAUAGCUGAACUCCAUAUUGUUGUGGCCAGAUGCGAAAUGAUGUAAUAACUAAGAACGGAACUACCCCUUUCC
Volvox carteri f. nagariensis is the source of this 923-nucleotide messenger RNA. RefSeq lists its product as uncharacterized. Gene Ontology annotation, molecular function: peptidyl-prolyl cis-trans isomerase activity. Bases 76 to 594 code for a protein of 172 amino acids. Gene Ontology annotation, biological process: protein peptidyl-prolyl isomerization; protein folding. The record is from RefSeq and is a predicted model, not a curated record. Lineage: Eukaryota; Viridiplantae; Chlorophyta; Chlorophyceae; Chlamydomonadales; Volvocaceae. The transcript is spliced from 6 exons.